Molecule: messenger RNA, 387 nt
Organism: Rotaria sordida
Lineage: Eukaryota; Metazoa; Rotifera; Eurotatoria; Philodinida; Philodinidae
Source: the annotation of a GenBank genome assembly
AUGUGGUAUGAAUUAGAUUAUGUUGAACGAGUCGUCGAUGAAAAACAUUUUUCACUGAAGACUUAUCCAAAUGGAUCUCCGACAAUACCAAAAAAAGAAUCAUUCAUUAUCUAUGAACGAAAUUCAAAGUUACCCUUUGGACAUGUAGCUGUUAUUGUUGAUGUAGUACCAGGUUAUAUUAAUGUUGCUGAACAAAACUAUUAUUAUUACUAUUGGUCCAAUAAUUAUGCUCGACAGAUUCCAUUGACAUACAAGAAUGGUCGUUAUUAUAUCGAAGAUUACUAUCGUAUAUAUGGAUGGAUGGAAGUUCAAGAUAAUAAUCAAUUAAAACCACUUGAUGCAGCAACUAUUAAGAUAAUUUCUACACGAAACAGAGUUUCCGAUUGA